Molecule: messenger RNA, 1398 nt
Organism: Echinococcus granulosus
Lineage: Eukaryota; Metazoa; Platyhelminthes; Cestoda; Cyclophyllidea; Taeniidae
Exons: 10
Coding region: 1-1398 (465 amino acids)
Biological process (GO): signal transduction
Cellular component (GO): cytoplasm
Source: RefSeq, a predicted model, not a curated record
AUGUCUACGAAGAAAAUAGGUUGGUGCUGCUGGCAACACCCCUACGACAGCCUGUCAGUCGCAGGCACAAUGGUGAAGCCUACAGACUACCAAUAUGAAGAAUUUGUGGACCGUCCGAAAAUGCGACCCAUCAUGGAGCGUGCAGUUUGGCUGAGUGUGGAUCUGCCCGGACAGGGUGACGGUGAGGAAGAGCUGCCUCCAUCCAUUGACCACGUGGUGCUGUUUGGCGAGGGUGCGGGAGCAAACAUUUUGGCUCGUUUUGCGAUGUUGCACGAUGAAAUGGUGAUGGGUGCUGUGCUCAUCCACUGCACAGGUCAGACUGCUAGCUUCGCAGACUCCCUUCGAGACAAGGCAAGCUUUUACCUUCUUAUUCUUUUAGGGGCUUUUGAGGGAGGGCUUGUUAAUUGGAAGCUGAAAACCAUCGGAAUGAACCCUGCCACAGAAAGUUUCCUGAUCCUCCACCGAUUUGGAUACGUGAGUCAGCUUGUUGAUUUAUUGUCGUCAGAAGAUGAGUGGGAAGUGACGCUUCCCUACCUAUUAAUGCUGACUGCCAAAAUUAGUGUGGCGACCAUAGUUGAGAAAAUUGAAGUCAUGCAGUUAAGUGCAUCCAACAUUCUAUUCACUGCUCAGCUUAUUCGUUUGCUGGUCGUGGUUGUUAUGGCUAUUCUGUGGUCUGCCACAGCAAGUUCUCCCAUGAACUCACCACAGCAGACUGCUGGCAUUGUGGACAGGUGUCAAAGGCACAAUUUGAUCCAUGUUUCUUUGGCUGAGUAUAAUGUAAAAUGCCUGAAAGACACUGGCACAGAGCUGGAGCUGAAGCAAGCCAUCGAACACUUCAGAGGGAAUUUGCAGCACUCCAUCAAUCCGAGAAACCUCAAUCGCUACAUCACUGCCUACAUGCAACGGAAACCCCUGAGUGAACGACUUUCUGAUCUAAAAUGCUCGGUUCUACUAAUCACAGGAGCCCUGGCCCCACAACGCAGGGGAUGUGAGAAGCUCUACGAAGCACUGAUGAAGGUGCACAGCGCAAAGUCCUGUGCAACACGCGAACUGGUUGUCGUGGAGAAUGUGGCCAAUGUGCUGGCAGAGAAGCCGGAUAAGGUGAUCGAGAGUAUGCAGUACUUCCUGCAAGGCAUCGGUUUGGGUGAGUCUUUGAUGUCUCUGUCCUUCAUGCCACCACCACCACCUAUGGUUAAUGUUUCUAUGCAGGUAUGGAUAACUUCAGUGAUUGUUGUCAUUUCAGUGAGCCACAUAAAAAUGCAGACAACACCACUGAAUCUGAACAGAAGGAUGUCCAUGGAGGACUACGACAAACCCAUGGGCCGCAUUCAGCUGGCCGGUGGUUUCCGUCCCAAUCUGGCAGCGCCAAAUGAUGUAGCGGAAGAGAGUAGCAACUAA